GGCGCCCCCUAUCAUUAAAACAUGUCGCCUGGAUUUGUGUCGGCUAAUCUUCAAGACAGCUAGAGAUGUAGGUCACACUCAGUUAGAUGAGAUGUCUUGAUGAUGUUGUUCUACACACUGUAAUAAACAGUUUAACACUGUUUCCAUACACAAUGUACAUAUAGAUCCAGGCUGUUGUUUAUUUUAUUCAAUUAUUAUCCAUUAUAAAUAUUGUAAGUGAAGAACUAUAUCAAAAACUUACCAAACAUGGUUGACCAUCAUGAUUUAGUGGCAGAAAUGCCAUCUGUGGAGCGGAUGAGCACACAAGAUCGAUUAAAACAUGCCAAAAAACGUAGGAUUCAACAGUUAAAGAAAUUCUCCCAGUAUGAAAAACAGUUGGAAAAAGAAUCGUCUAAAAAAAGAAAAAGUGGAAACACGCCUAUAGACCAUAAAAUACAUGGACAUAAGAGAAAUGUGAUAUUUGUUCCUAAUAUAUCUUUAUUAGAAGCUGCUGCUAGAAAAGAUGUAGAUGAAGUGGGUCAACUAUUGGCAAGAGGUGUAAAUCCUGAUUUGACCAAUGAUGAUGGUUUAACAGCCCUUCAUCAGUGUUGUAUAGAUGAUAGUGAACAAAUGUUGGUAUUAUUAUUAGAAUAUGGAGCCAAUGUUAAUGCACAAGAUAGUGAACAAUGGACACCAUUACAUGCAGCAGCUACAUGUGGACAUGCUCAUUUAUGUAAACAUCUUGUAGAUAGGGGUGCUGAUUUAUUAGCAGUGAAUGCUGAUGGUAAUAUGCCCUAUGAUAUAUGUGAGGAUGAAAGAACGUUGGAUUAUAUUGAAACGGAAAUGGCAAAGAGAGGUAUAACACAAGAAGAAAUAGAUGAUAAAAGAUUAGCAUCAGAAAAAUAUAUUUUGGAAGAUUUGGAAAAAAAGGCUGAUACAAAGAAAGGAUUAGAGUUUAGAGAUCAUAUAGGUGCCACACCUCUUCAUAUUGCAGCAGCUAAUGGUUAUUUAAAAGUUGCUGAAUAUUUAUUAGACAAUCAUGUUGCUGUUAAUGUUAAAGAUUAUGAUUCCUGGCAACCUAUACAUGCUGCUGCUUACUGGGGACAUACCAUUCAAUACAUAAAGCCUAUGAAAAUAAAAGGAAUUUUUGAGGUACAAUGUGAAGCUUGA
This is a messenger RNA of Patella vulgata (common limpet), 1149 nucleotides long. Its product is annotated as protein phosphatase 1 regulatory subunit 16A. The record is from RefSeq and is a predicted model, not a curated record. The coding region runs from base 247 to 1149 and encodes 300 amino acids. Gene Ontology annotation, cellular component: cytoplasm. Gene Ontology annotation, molecular function: phosphatase regulator activity; enzyme inhibitor activity; protein binding. Lineage: Eukaryota; Metazoa; Mollusca; Gastropoda; Patellidae. The transcript is spliced from 9 exons.